GACGCUCUUCGGUCUCAGCGGAUCCGCCGAUGGUCACGUGGGACUGGUCUGAACUGCAAUCUGAUUCCGCGGCGGCCGCAUGGAACCGGAUUUCAAUUCCGAGGGGACGGCGAAUCCAAUCCCAUAUCUCCGUUGAAUAUGGGGUCGAACAAUGAACAGUAUGAAGCAUUGAAUAUGGUGGCAUGGUAUAACAUCGGUCACGCCACAGCGGGCAAUUUUCUAUGCUAUUCUCAAAUCCCUCUCCGCAACAGGUUGUAAUAGCUAGGCCAUAGCUAAUCGCGAAUAUGGAUGCCAAACAGGACCUCUUUAAAGAAGAAUUGUCACACGAUGAAGACAAAGGUACUUUUGCAACGGUGACCUCAGAGCUAGACGCUGUUGCCGUAUUGGAUGUCGAUAGCCUGGCCCCGCAUAAGUACCCAGAAAUCUCCACCAUGCGCUCGAUCGCAUUGGUGGCCCUAGUCAUGACAUCCUCCUUGAUGCAAGUGGCUUCUGGCAUCGGGGGAUCCAUUACCAUAGCCGACAUCGGUGCAGAUCUGAGGAUUCCGUCUGGCCAAUUGCAAUGGGUCGCGUCGUCAGGGUCGUUGGCGACUGCAUGCUGUCUUUUGCUAUCGGGCAAGAUCUGUGACAUGUAUGGCCACAAACCGGUUUUCAGUAUCGGUUCAGCUAUCGGCGGAGCCAUGUUCCUGGGGAUGGGAUUGGCUCAGAACAAAAUACAACUGUUCAUCUUUCGCGCGCUCGCCGGGGUGGCUUAUUCGGGUGUGACACCGGCUGCUAUAGGUUUGAUUGGAACGACCUUUGCCGAGGGACCUAUCAAGUCACGGGCCUUUGCAGGAUUGGGUGCAGGAGCGCCUGUUGGGACAGCCGUCGGGCUAGUCUUGGCUGGUGUGACCACUCAAUACACCUCAGCAGGAUGGCGAACUUUCUUCUACAUCUGCGCCGGGAUGUCCUUUACGCUCUCCCUUGCGAACCUCUUUGUGGCACCGGGUAGCUGUAUUCCCCGAACAAAGUAUCCGCGGGCUUUGCGAGAUCUGGAUUGGAUCGGCGUCGUCCUCUCGGGCGGAGGGAUAUUUUGCGUCUUGUUCCCUCUGGGAGAAGGAGGUACCGCUCCCGAGGGCUGGAAGACGCCUUAUAUCCCCGCCACGCUGGCAAGCGGGUUCGUCUUACUAGGCUUAUUCCUUAUGUGGGAAUACUACAUCGAGAAGAAGGGUACGAAGCCGCCGCUCAUGAAACUGUCGAUCUGGAGGAGACCCAUGUUUCCUAGUUUGAUGGCAGCGGUAGUCUGUUUAGGAGGAUCGUUUGGAGCCGCCGUCGUCUGGAUGAGCCUCUACUGGAGGAGUUAUGAAGAAAGACCGGUGAUACAAGCGACAUUGCGAUUCUUGCCGCUUUGCGUUGUCGGAGUUUUCGCCAAUAUCGUCGGAUCGUUCUGCGUCGCCUAUGUGUCCGGACAGGUCCUUCUCCUCAUUGCGGCUGCGGCUACAGGCAUUGCUGCUCUACUGUUCGCAACGUGUCCUGCCGGGUUGAUCUAUUGGGCCAUGCAAUUCCCUGCCUGCUGUGUACUUGUCUGGGGAGCUGACUUCAUGUUCCUCACAUGCAUGCUAUUCAUAUCGAGCACGAGCAAACCAGACGAACAGGGCCAAGGCGGUAGCAUCUUCUCGGCUGUGAAUCAGAUCGCAGGCGUGCUCGUCCUCGCCCUUACAACCAUCGUGUCAGAUCGGGUCGCCGAGAAGGAAUCUGCCAAGCUGGGCGUGGACAUAAUCGCGAGCAAGACGGCAUCGAGCGCGAUCCCCAAGCCAGCGCUUUUGAAAGGUUAUCAAGGGGCUUUCUACAUGGUCGUGGGGUUCUGUGUGUUGGGCGGGCUCGUUGUCGGGAUCAUGUUGCGGAAGAUGGGGAAUGUCGGGAAGAAGAAGGCGGUAAGUACAGUCGAGUCGACUUCAGCAUCUGCGUAGAAUCCUGCCGUAUGCAAUGGGUUGUGAUCGC
Messenger RNA from Filobasidium floriforme, 1977 nucleotides. Its product is annotated as major facilitator superfamily domain-containing protein. The coding region runs from base 285 to 1946 and encodes 553 amino acids. Lineage: Eukaryota; Fungi; Basidiomycota; Tremellomycetes; Filobasidiales; Filobasidiaceae. Gene Ontology annotation, biological process: transmembrane transport. The transcript has 7 exons. The record is from RefSeq and is a predicted model, not a curated record. Gene Ontology annotation, cellular component: membrane. Gene Ontology annotation, molecular function: transmembrane transporter activity.